AAACACCAUACUUAGAAGCUAAAAAGUGUGAAAUAUAGUGUGUGUGUGAGAACUGAACUAGCAAUGGCAGCGCCGACACAGACCAUAGAGGUUCCCAGCGACGCUGAGCUGAUGCAGGCACAGGCCGACCUGUGGCGGCACAGCCUCUACUACCUCACCUCCAUGGGGCUCCGCUGCGCCGUCGAGCUCGGCAUCCCCACCACAAUCCACCGCCUCGGCGGAGCCGCUUCCGUCUCCGACCUGAUGGCCGCGCUGUCCCUCCCUGAGAACAAGCUCCCCUUCUUCCGCCGCCUCAUGCGCGUGCUUGUCACGGCGGGCGUCUUUGCCGCCGAUGGCAGCGGGGACGCCGAGCGCUUCGGGCUCACUCCGCUGUCCCGCAUCCUGGUGGACGGCGUCGUCGCCGACGAGCACCACAGCCAGAGGUGCUUCGUUCUGGGCCCCACCUGCCGGCACUCCGUGGAGGCAGCGUUCAACCUGGCCGAGUGGUUCAAGAAGGAACUGGCGUCGCCGGUGCCGUCGCCGUUCGAGGACCUGCACGGCGCGAGGCUCUUCGAGGAGAGCACCCCGCUUCUGGACCCGGAGAUGGACGCCGUGGUCAACGAGGCCCGGGCGGCGCACGACAACCUGGGGAUUGGCACCUUGCUCCGCGAGUGCCGUGACCUGUUCAAGGGGGUGAACUCCCUGACCGACUGCUGCGGCCGCCACGGCGAGACGGCGAGGGCCAUCGUCAAGGCGUUCCCGCAUAUCAACUGCACGGUCUUCGACCUUCCAUGGUUGGUGAACCAAGCGCCUCGUGAUGGCGUCGUCAACUACGUCGCCGGUGACGCGUUCCAUUCUAACGUCCCACCAGCUCAAGCAGUCAUGCUCAAGCUUGUUCUUCACCACUUGAGCGACGAUGACUGCGUGAAAAUCCUAGGUCAGUGCAGAAAGGCUGUUCCUUCACAAAAGGAGGGCGGCAAGGUCAUUGUCAUAGAUAUCUUGGUUGACCCUUCUCUGGGGCCUGUAAUGUUCGAAGCCCAGCUCAUGAUGGACAUGCUGAUGAUGGUCAAUACUAGAGGACGCCAACGGGACGAAAAUGAAUGGCACCAUCUGUUCACCAAAGCUGGAUUCAGUGACUACAAGAUUGCCAAGAAAAUUGGAGCUCGAGCUGUCUUUGAGGUCUUCCCCUAGGAGGCUUGAUCGUGCUCCCACCUAAUAUGUGUGUAACCAGCGUACCUGCAUCGUGUGGAGUGAAAAUAAAUAAAUAAAUAAAAGCAUAGUGCCGCGUUGAAAUGGGAAGUUCACAGAUCAUGAAGGGACCGAACUCUUAGGUUUGGUUAUUACUUCAUGAACUGUGCAAGGUUCGUUUGCAAGAAUACAUGUAUUCAAUCGAUGCGCUUUCUUGCACAUGUGGUUUGUGUAUGUACUGGAGUACCAGUCGACCACAGUAAGUUGGAAAUGUAAUUUAAGCCUUCCCGAGCAUUAUAUGCUGAUCAAAUAUUUAUGAAGUGUGAUUUAAU
This is a messenger RNA of Oryza brachyantha (malo sina), 1499 nucleotides long. RefSeq names its product probable O-methyltransferase 2. Gene Ontology annotation, molecular function: protein dimerization activity; S-adenosylmethionine-dependent methyltransferase activity; O-methyltransferase activity. Lineage: Eukaryota; Viridiplantae; Streptophyta; Magnoliopsida; Poales; Poaceae. Gene Ontology annotation, biological process: methylation. Bases 64 to 1170 code for a protein of 368 amino acids. The transcript is spliced from 2 exons. The record is from RefSeq and is a predicted model, not a curated record.